This is a messenger RNA of Asparagus officinalis (garden asparagus), 1334 nucleotides long. RefSeq names its product mitochondrial outer membrane import complex protein METAXIN. Gene Ontology annotation, biological process: mitochondrion organization. NCBI's taxonomy places the organism in Eukaryota, Viridiplantae, Streptophyta, Magnoliopsida, Asparagales, Asparagaceae. The record is from RefSeq and is a predicted model, not a curated record. The coding region runs from base 122 to 1102 and encodes 326 amino acids. Gene Ontology annotation, cellular component: SAM complex. The transcript is spliced from 6 exons.
UGGCCUAAUUGGACCCAACCCGAUCUAAUUAGCCUUCUCCAUCUCCUUCUUCUUCCUCAAGAAAUUUACGCUCUUUCUCUCUCAUCAGACUAGAGAGAGAAACUAGAGAGAGAGAAGAGAGAUGAGUGAAGGAGAGAGGCUCGUCCUCGUAGCUCGAAAGGGAUGCUUCGGGCUCCCCACAGCUUGCCCUGAUUGCCUCUCCGUCUAUCUCUACCUCAGACUCGCAAACUCUUGUUUCAGCAUCGAUUUCGAUCUCAAGAACCCUGAUUCGGAUCACAUACCAUAUGUCGAAUAUGGUGAUUGUGUUCUAUACAACAAUGAGAAGGGAGGUGUUAUUGAAUGUCUGAAAGCAGAGAACAUUGUCAAUUUGGACUCAGGACUCUCAGGCGGCUGUUCUCCAGACUGGUUGGCUACAAAGGCAUUGGUUGGCGCCUGGCUAUCCGAGGCAGCAAAAUAUGAACUAUGGGUCGCUUCUAAUGGAAAUGGUGCCUAUAAAAUAUAUUUCUCCGACCUUUCAUGGCCUGUUGCAAAAGUUCUUCAUUGGAAACAAACUCGAACUGUGAGGCAGCAACUUGGGAUUACGGAUCUCAAUGCCACGGAAAAAGAAGAAGAGAUAUACCGAAAGGCGGCUACAGCAUAUGAGGCUUUAUCUCAGAGAUUGGGAGAACAGACCUUUUUCUUUGAUAACAGGCCCACCAGCUUGGAUGCUAUUUUCCUUGGGCAUGCACUUUUUGUCCUUCAUGCUUUACCGGAUACCUCCACUCUGCGAAGUAGUCUCUUGCAACAUGACAAUUUAGUUAGAUACUGUGAACAUCUUAAGGCGGAGUAUCUAGAAUCCAGUUCAUCGUCCUCGUCUAUGCCACCAUCUUCCUUUAGUCCAUCAACAUCUUCAACACCAAGACGAAAACCCUCUUCAUCAUGGAGUUCCAAGCCCAAACCAAAGGCUAAAAGAGAAAAGACCGAGGAGGAGAAGAAAUUUCGGAGAAGAGCCAAGUACUUUCUUGGCGCUCAAUUUGUUGCAGUUCUAGUAUUCUUAUCAGUUUUUGCAGGAGUUGAUAAUGCUGAAGAUGGCGUUGAAGAUGGUUUUGAUUAUGAUGAAUGAGAGAGGCAGAGCUUACCUAUAUUUAUUCUCUCCUUGUUUCUUUUUCAAAAUUUGCGGAAGUUGGGAAUUCUUGUCUCAUUCUGAGGGUGUGUCCUUAUCAAAUUUUGAUUAUAGAAUUUUCCUGGAUAAUCAUUUCUCAGUUGUUUUAAUCUGAAAACUCUGUAUCAUUUGUACUUUACAUGAUAAUUUUGAUGUGAUUCACAAGCGAUUUGCAUAAUUGGUUUAAUUUUCA